CCGUUGCUCGGCGCACGCACGCCCCUCACCUCCUGCCUCAGCCACGCGCCCCGCCUCGUUAACAUGCAAAUCUAUGCACAUACGUUUGCAUACCGAUGAGGCCGGGCGAGGAGCGGGGCUAGCGUUCAAAAUGGCGGAGCGGGGAGGCAGAGGGAGCGGCGGGCACGGCAGUUUGGAUAAGAGCAUCACCCUCCCGCCUGAUGAAAUCUUCCGCAACCUGGAGAACGCCAAGCGCUUCGCCAUCGACAUCGGUGGCUCAUUAACCAAGUUGGCUUAUUAUUCAACUGUGCAGCACAAAGUGGCAAGAGUGAGAUCCUUUGAUCAUUCUGGAAAGGACAUAGAAAAUGAACCUUUGUAUGAAAUAUCAGUUCAGGAGGAGAUAACAGCUCGCCUGCACUUCAUCAAGUUUGAGAACAAUUAUAUCGAAACUUGUCUAGAUUUCAUCAAAGACCAUCUUGUCAAUACAGAGACUCAAGUCAUCAAAGCUACAGGUGGUGGUGCCUAUAAAUUUAAAGAUCUUAUUGAGAAGAAGUUGGGGUUGAAAGUAGAUAAAGAAGAUGUGAUGACCUGCCUGAUCAAAGGAUGCAACUUUCUGCUGAGGAACAUCCCCCAUGAAGUGUUUGCAUACCAGAAGGAUUCAGACACAGAGUUCCGAUUUCAGACAAAUCACCCAAACAUUUUCCCAUACUUACUGGUGAACAUUGGCUCUGGGGUUUCAAUAGUGAAGGUAGAAUCAGAAGACAAAUUUGAAUGGAUAGGAGGGAGCUCAAUUGGAGGUGGAACCUUCUGGGGUCUUGGAGCACUGCUCACUAAAACAAAGAAAUUUGAUGAAUUGCUGCAACUUGCUUCCAAGGGACAGCACACAAACGUAGACAUGCUGGUGAAAGAUGUGUAUGGAGGCGCCUGCCAGACCCUGGGGCUAAGUGGGAACCUGAUAGCAAGCAGCUUUGGGAAAUCCACUACAGCAGAUAAAGAGUUCUCCAAAGAAGAUAUGGCAAAAAGUUUACUCCAUAUGAUCAGCAAUGACAUUGGUCAGCUUGCCUGCCUCUAUGCCAAACUCCAUAACUUAGAUAAAAUAUAUUUUGGAGGAUUCUUUAUUCGGGGUCACCCUGUUACCAUGCGCACAAUAACCUUCAGUAUCAACUUCUUCUCAAAGGGAGAGGUUCAGGCAUUGUUCCUGAGACAUGAAGGCUACCUGGGAGCCAUUGGGGCAUUUUUAAAAGGAGCUGAACAAGACAAUCCAAAUCAAUAUAGCUGGGGAGAGAAUUAUGCUGGGAGUUCUGGACUUAUGAGCACAUCACCUGAUGUCUACCCCAUGCAGAGGACCCGGAGUGGUACAUUUGACAUGUUUGAAAUGGAUAGGUUGGAGAGACCGCUGGUUAACCUGCCACUGCUGAAGGACCCAUCAACCUAUAUUCCAGACACUGUUGACCUCACAGAUGAUGCCAUGGCCAGAAAAUACUGGCUCACUUGUUUUGAGGAGGCGUUGGAUGGGGUAGCAAAGCGUGCUGCAGCCAGCCAGCCAGAUUCUGUUGAUGCACCUGAGAGAGCCGAAAAGUUCCGACAGAAGUACUGGAACAAGCUCCAGACACUCAGACAGCAGCCUUUUGCAUAUGGCACCUUAACAGUUAGAAGUCUUUUGGAUACAAGGGAACACUGUUUAAACGAGUUCAAUUUUCCGGAUCCUUAUUCGAAGGUAAAGCAGAAAGAAAAUGGCAUAGCCUUAAAAUGUUUUCAAAGCGUAAUCGAAUCUUUGGAUUCAUUAGGCUGGGAGGAGAGGCAGUUUGCUCUGGUGAAAGGACUUCUUGCGGGGAAUGUCUUUGACUGGGGAGCAAAAGCAGUCUCAGAUGUUCUGGAAUGUGAGCCACAAUUUGGAUUUGAAGAAGCCAAGUCAAAACUGCAAGAACGUCCCUGGUUAGAAGAUUCCUACAGUCAGUGGCUAGAGCGGCUGAAGGAGGGUCCCCCUCAUAAAUGUGCCUUAAUUUUCGCAGAUAACAGUGGAAUAGACAUAAUUUUAGGCGUCUUUCCAUUUGUUAGAGAGCUUCUUUCUAGAGGAACAGAGGUUAUAUUGGCUUGUAACUCUGGCCCUGCUCUAAAUGAUGUCACCUACAGCGAAUCCCUGAUCGUUGCUGAACGGAUAGCAGCAAUGGAUCCAGUUAUUCAAUCUGCACUGAAGGAAGAGAAGCUGCUGCUGGUCCAGACGGGUUCAAGUUCUCCUUGUCUAGAUCUGAGCCGCCUGGAUAAAGGUCUGGCUGUGCUGGUCAGAGAACGGAAGACAGACUUGGUUAUCAUUGAAGGCAUGGGUCGUGCCAUCCACACCAAUUACUACGCGGCUUUGAAGUGUGAGAGCCUCAAGCUUGCUGUUAUCAAAAACUCCUGGCUUGCCGAUCGCCUUGGAGGGAAAAUAUUCAGCGUCAUUUUCAAGUAUGAAGUGCCAUGUAAAUGAUACAGAUCUGGUCAGCUGGGUGAACAGGAGCAGCAGAAUGGACUUGCACUAGUUUUACUUUAACUGUAAAGAAUGUAUUUUUAUUACAACAGGGAAAAGAGGUCACAGGAAAUUCCAUAUUUAUAUUGUGCUUUUGUGACUUAAAAAGCAACAAUAUGAUUCACUCUAUAGUAUACACACUCAAAUAUAUAUAUGUAUAUCA
Messenger RNA from Lagopus leucura (white-tailed ptarmigan), 2648 nucleotides. RefSeq names its product pantothenate kinase 4 (inactive) (gene PANK4). Gene Ontology annotation, cellular component: cytosol; nucleus. Gene Ontology annotation, biological process: coenzyme A biosynthetic process. NCBI's taxonomy places the organism in Eukaryota, Metazoa, Chordata, Aves, Galliformes, Phasianidae. The coding region runs from base 74 to 2446 and encodes 790 amino acids. The record is from RefSeq and is a predicted model, not a curated record. Gene Ontology annotation, molecular function: pantothenate kinase activity; ATP binding. The transcript is spliced from 19 exons.